Messenger RNA from Trichoplusia ni (cabbage looper), 2052 nucleotides. It is a transcript of the gene Gdh, whose product is annotated as glutamate dehydrogenase, mitochondrial. The record is from RefSeq and is a predicted model, not a curated record. Bases 150 to 1814 code for a protein of 554 amino acids. Gene Ontology annotation, biological process: L-glutamate catabolic process. The transcript has 9 exons. Gene Ontology annotation, molecular function: L-glutamate dehydrogenase (NAD+) activity. NCBI's taxonomy places the organism in Eukaryota, Metazoa, Arthropoda, Insecta, Lepidoptera, Noctuidae. Gene Ontology annotation, cellular component: mitochondrion.
UCCACUUUGCUCAGUGAGUCGGAUUCCGUCGGGGCGGGUCGUCACUACAGUCUAUUAUAACACUAUAUACAUUUGUGUAUAACACAUUUAGUGUAGAGUAGGGCGACCCGAUUAUUAACCCGACUAACGUACUUAAUUAAAUAUUCACAAUGCUUCACCUGAAGAAUAUCGCCAAGUCGGUGGUUCCACCACUAAAAAACAGCAUCCAAAAUGAGGCUGCGAGUAACAUGCUGAAGCUCGCUCCUGCUGCUGUUAAUGUAUGCUGCCGAACAUACGCAAGCCAUGAAAUCCCAGACAGGCUUAAAGAGAUCCCGACCAGCGCAAACCCCAGGUUCUUUGACAUGGUGGAGUACUUCUUCCACAGAGCCUGCCAAGUUAUCGAAGACAAACUGGUAGAAGACAUGAAAUCCAGAGUUACCAUUGAAGAGAAGAAAAAGAAGGUAGCCGGUAUCCUGAACAUGAUGCAGCCCUGUGACCACAUUAUUGAAAUUCAAUUUCCCUUGAGGCGUGACUCCGGCGAUUACGAAAUGAUCCUUGGCUACAGAGCUCAACAUUCCUCCCACAGGACCCCAACCAAAGGAGGUAUCAGAUUCUCAACCGACGUCUCCAGGGAUGAAGUCAAGGCUUUGUCCGCUCUGAUGACAUUCAAGUGCGCGUGCGUCGAUGUGCCAUUCGGUGGUGCUAAGGCCGGAAUCAAGAUCAACCCCAAGGAAUACUCCGAGCACGAACUUGAGAAGAUCACUCGUCGAUUCACUCUGGAGCUCGCCAAGAAGGGCUUCAUUGGGCCCGGUGUUGAUGUGCCAGCCCCCGACAUGGGUACUGGAGAGCGUGAGAUGUCGUGGAUCGCCGACACUUACGCCAAGACUGUUGGUUACCAGGACAUCAACGCCCACGCUUGCGUCACUGGAAAGCCCAUCAACCAGGGAGGUAUCCACGGUAGAGUGUCCGCCACCGGCAGGGGUGUGUUCCACGGUCUCGAGAACUUCAUCAACGAGGCUAACUACAUGAGCAUGAUCGGUACAACCCCCGGCUGGGGUGGCAAGACCUUCAUCGUACAAGGUUUCGGUAAUGUGGGUCUCCACACCUGCCGUUACCUGGUCCGCGCUGGCGCCACCUGCAUCGGAGUCAUCGAACACGACGGAGCCAUCCACAACCCCGACGGUAUUGACCCCAAGGCUCUGGAAGACUACAGGAUCGACAAUGGAACAAUUGUUGGCUUCCCCGGAGCCAAGGCUUACGAGGGUGAGAACAUGCUGUACGAGAAGUGCGACAUCCUCGUCCCCGCCGCCGUCGAACAGGUCAUCCACAAGGAGAAUGCUCACAAGAUCAACGCUAAGAUCAUCGCUGAAGCCGCUAACGGCCCCACAACGCCCGCGGCUGACAAGAUCCUGAUCGACCGCAACAUCCUGGUCAUCCCCGACCUGUACAUCAACGCUGGUGGUGUCACCGUCUCAUUCUUCGAAUGGCUCAAGAACCUCAACCACGUUUCCUACGGACGUCUUACCUUCAAAUAUGAGCGCGAGUCCAACUACCACCUCUUGGAAUCCGUACAAGAGUCGUUGGAGAGGCGUUUCGGCCGCGUCGGAGGUCGCAUUCCAGUCACACCCUCCGAGUCCUUCCAGAAGAGGAUCUCCGGUGCCUCCGAAAAGGACAUCGUGCACUCUGGUCUCGACUACACCAUGGAGAGGUCUGCGAGGGCCAUCAUGAGGACAGCCCAGAAGUUCAACUUGGGCUUAGAUCUGAGGACAGCGGCGUACGCCAACUCCAUCGAGAAGAUCUUCACCACAUACGCCGACGCCGGUCUCGCAUUCUAAACACUCAUUAGAUAAUUCGAAGUAUUGUCUGCAUUUUAUUGACUUCAUUUUAGUCCUUAUGCACAUAAGUGUAACUUUUAAGACAUUAUUAUUCACAGUAUUUUUUUGUUUCUUGGAAUCAUGGCUUUUUUACUUGUAAUGAUAAGCGAAUCAAUGUUCAAUGUGUAAAGUGAAAUUUUGACUAUCCUAUUGUAUCGUCUUGAAUUUUUGAUUAAAAUUGUUUUACUGUUAUUCCGAA